CGCCUAGACGCACGCAUCGGUGCCGAGAUCGAUAUGGCUCGACGACACGUACUGCGCACAGCUCUCGUGAUCAGCAGCACUGCAGGAUUCCAACGCCUCACGCGCCCGCUAUGCAGCAGACGAGCCGUGCGCCCACCAGCGGCCGCCAGAGACGGCGACGACGCGAAACCGCUGGACUACUACAAAGGAAUGAUAACGUCGAAGCCCACUGCGGACGACGGCGAUAAGGACAUGCUCACGCCGACUUUGAAGCUCGCCGGCGGCGCGUCAGCGCUCCUCGUCGCAUUGCUCGCGGCAUUUUUCGCGGUGAACAUGGACGUACCACCGGCGAACGCCAUCGACACUCUUGAUGGGCGCACGUUCGAGCCGCGUGGUGUGACACCCCUCGAUACGGGCGUGUUUGUGAUUGGUUGUAUCCCGUUCCUAUGGGCGACGUGGGAGUUCUGGCGGCGCAUCGCCGUCGGUGCGAGUUUUGGCACGGGCAAGGACGCCGUCGUCUUCGACACGGGCGACGACGCCGACGACGAUCAAAUCCGGAGGUUCGGCGGCCGCCGCGUCCUCGGAAAAGGAGCGCUCGCCGUGGCGUAUGUGCUCUUCGCGGCGGCGGGCGGGAGCGUGCUGCUCGCCGUCUACGCGGCCCUGAAUGUCUGA
This is a messenger RNA of Pelagomonas calceolata, 651 nucleotides long. The record is from the annotation of a GenBank genome assembly. NCBI's taxonomy places the organism in Eukaryota, Pelagophyceae, Pelagomonadales, Pelagomonadaceae.